This is a messenger RNA of Pteropus alecto (black flying fox), 7090 nucleotides long. RefSeq names its product ATPase family, AAA domain containing 5 (gene ATAD5). Lineage: Eukaryota; Metazoa; Chordata; Mammalia; Chiroptera; Pteropodidae. The coding region runs from base 403 to 6063 and encodes 1886 amino acids. The record is from RefSeq and is a predicted model, not a curated record. The transcript is spliced from 23 exons. Gene Ontology annotation, cellular component: nucleus. Gene Ontology annotation, molecular function: DNA clamp unloader activity; DNA binding; ATP binding.
CUAAGUUCCGCCCCCUGCGCUCCAGACGGCGCGAAAACCCAAUUGACAAGAACUCCCUCCGAAGCCCGCGGGUCGGAUCUGCGUUCGGCCUGCUUUCUCCGCCGGGGCCCCACUCCCGAACUCUCAGCCUGAAGUGCCUGCCUUGGGGACAACCCGCGCUCACCGGCCGCGCCCUAGGGUUCCCUCUGCCCGCGCUUUCUCACUGCGUCUUCCCGCGUUCGACUCGCUUGACCUGGGCCCAGCCUCCACGGACCGCUCCGGGCGGGUGGGCGCCGGGAGUCCGAGACAAACUCGGCGGCCCAGCUCCUCGUUCCCGCGGGAGCCGGCCGCCUUCAUGGCUUCCAGGCAUGCGGGGCCGGGCUGUACAAGGUCCUAGGAGCCGGGAUUCCGGGCAGCAGGGAGAUGGUGGGGGUCCUCGCUAUGGCGGCGGCAGCUGCUCCCCCUCCGGUGAAGGACUACGAGAUUGAGGUGUGCAAAAAGCGAAGGAAAGAUGAUGACAGAUCUUGCGAAACAAUUACAAAGUAUUUAUCACCAAUAGGGAAGACUGGAGACAGAGUUUUCUCUCCACCAAAAUCCAAUAAUAUUCUGGAUUAUUUUAGAAAGACUUCACCCAUAAAUGAGAAGACUCAAUCAACACAAGAGUACAAGAUAAAAUCAUCUGCACCAUUGCCUGCUGACAGCAGCAAAGACUCUAAAAUACCUUUGGAAAUGUUCUCAAAUAUAGGGUUUAAGAAGAGAGGAAAGAGAGUUAAUUUGUCUCAUCAAUUAAAUAACAUUAAAACUGAAAAUGAAUGUCCAAUUCAAAUUAAUAGUAAUGAUAGCAAAGAAGACUCUAGUUUAAAUAAUGAUUUUGUGGAAAGUAGCACUUCUGUUUCACUGUACAAGAAACACGUAGAAGUACUUGCAGAAAGUACUCAAGAUAUCAAAAACCAAUCAAGCACUACGACCACCAAAAAAAGUUCCAAGAAAGUAAAUCCUAAACAAAGGACCACAAAAAAUGAUUGUAAAAAAUUGAGAAAAAGGAAGUGCCGAGAUAUAAUAGAUCUAUCUGAAAGUUCACCCUUGGCAGAGGAACUAAUUCUCCUUAAAAAAGAUGUUAAAGAUACUAAGCAGAUAAUGCCUUCCCCAAUUAAUGAAAUUGAGAAUACUGCAAAUGAUGCAAACUCUAGCAAUAAUAUGACAAAAAUAGCCCAGUUAAAUGAUGGUACAAUAACUGUCUCAUAUGAGGAAUUUUUAAAAAGUCACAAGGAAAAUAAACUGGAACAGAUAUCAGACUCUAAAAUGUCCAUUUGCAUUCCUUCUGAAACUGUUGAAGAUAGAGUCAAAGGUGGUUGUAUAAGUGCUAUAGAAACCUGUGAAAUUUCCCAACAAGUCCUCUCUAGGACAGUUACUGUUCUUGCACAAGUUCACUCUGUUCCCCCCAAAAAGACAGGAAAAAUAGCCUCAAUUUUCUUGAAACAAAAGCAGUUGGAACUGGAAAAUAGUCUAUCUGACCCUGAGAAUGAACAGACAAUUCAGAAAAGAAAAUCUAAUGUUGUUAUACAGGAGGAAGAAUUAGAAUUGGCCGUUUUGGAAGCUGGAACUUCUGAAAGUGUGAAACCAAAAUGCACUCUAGAAGAAAGACAGCAGUUUAUGAAAGCAUUUAGACAGCCAGCAACAGAUGCACUUAAAAAUGGAGUCAAAAAGCCUUUUGAUAAGCAGAAAGAGCUCAGUGAAAAAGCUUUAAACGAGGAAGGAAGAGACAAUAAUUCUAAAAAAAUAAUAGAAAAUUCCAAUAUCCAAAUGAUUUCAAAUAAUGGCAGUUCACAGCCACACACCGAUAAAGGAAGUUUUCCUAAGGAGAAAAGUAAAAAACUGAAGAAAAAAGAUAAGGAAAUAUUGGAUACUGGUGCUGCUCCAGGCGAAAAUAGAGAGGGAAAUACUCAAAAGAAAAAAACUUUUUCCUUUACAGAUAAACAAAAUAAAAAUAGGUUUAGAAUGAGUUUAAGACAAAAAACCUCAGAAGUUUAUCAAAACAGACUAUUAUUUAACAGUAAAAGUCUUAUUUGUGAAGAUACAGCAAAUGAUGACCCUCUGAAGAUUUCCUCUCUGUAUAACAAAUCUUCAAGAAAAACUAGCACACCAGUUAAGUAUAAGGUUAUACAUUCUGAAGCUGAUACUGAAGACAACUUGGUAAAUGUUUCUACUCCCAAAUCAACCAGAAGAUCUGCAAGAAGUAGCAGCAUGCCUACUACAAUAAUCACUAGAGGUACAGAUUCUGGAGAUGCACCAAAUGAUAGUCCAGUAAAGGCUUCCACUCCAAAAGCAGCCAACUUAGCAGAAAAGCAUAGCUUAUAUACAGCGGAAUUAAUAAUAGUAUCCUCUGAUUCAGAGAGCCCUAUUAGAAUGAAAUUCACCAGAAUUAGCAGUCCCAAAAAAUCUAAGAGGAAAUCUAAGAAAAGAUCCAAGAAAUCUGAAGCAACUGAUGGAGAUUUUACCUCUCAAACUAGAAAGGCAAUCAAUACUUCAAAAAAUGUAUCAAAAGCAAAACAAUUGAUUGAAAAAGCAAAAGCUUUACACAUCAGCAGGUCAAAAGCUGCUGAAGAAAUAGCAACACCUUUAAGGCGUUCAUCAAGACAUCAUACUCUUCCUGAAAGAAAGAAAAUGUCAGACACAGAGGACUCUGUAAUAAUAAUAGAUUCAAGUCCUACUUCUUUAAAGCAUCCUGAGACAAAUCAGAAGAAGCUUCAGUGUCUAAAUGAUGUACUAGGAAAAAAACCUAACAAGACUCCUAAAAAUGUACCUGGGAAAAUGAAAGUCGCUCCUUUAUUUCUUACCAGAAAGGCUCAUAAAACAGCUGAUCCUAUCCUUGGUUUUGAUGAAAGCAGUCAAGAUACAUCUGAAAGAUUUCAGGAUUGUGAUGUGCAAGCUAAAGCAAAGCGUGACUUCCUAAUGAGUGGUCUGCCAGAUUUGUUGAAACGACAAAUUGCAAAGAAAGCUGCUGCGUUAGAUAUGUACAAUGCAAUGAGUACCAAUUUCCAGAGAGUUAUUCAUGUACAACAAAAAGAUGAUGGGUGCCAUUUGUGGCAUUUGAAACCACCUACUUGUCCUCUCUUACUUAAACUUAAAGAACUGAAUACUAAAGUAAUAGAUCUCUCGAAAUGUGUUAUUGCUCUUGGUGAAUUUUCAACAUUGAAUUCAAAUUUGAAAAGUAAUAAUUCAGCUAUUGGGUUUAUGGGGAAAAGGAAAGAUUUUACUGAAGAAGUAAGAAACCUUUUGCUGGAGGAAAUUAAGUGGUCAAAUCCUGAAUUUUCUUUGAAGAAAUAUUUUCCUUUGUUUCUAAAAAAACGAACUGAGCAACAAGUACCCUCUGAAUGUCAUCAUAAACAAGAAAGUCCACAACUAGAGCCUGAUGUCAGUCAAAAAGAAACCAAAAGGAAACGAGUGGAAACUGAAAAUCAUAAGUCAAAAAGAAAGAAACCAAAUGAGUAUUCAGAAAGUUCAAAAAAGAUAAAUGGAAAACCAAAAGAACUUGACAAAAGAAACAACUCCACUGAAAUAAAGCUAGAUUCUUCCAGAGGUCUAUAUUUUAAAACAUCCAGGAAGAAACAAACUGCUUUGAGGACAACAUGUAAAGUGGAAACAGAAAAAGUAGAAGAUUCUGAUACUCUGAUAAUAGAUGAUGACAAAGAGUCUGUAUCAGAAAUAUCUUCUGUUCUUGAUUCUGGAACUGAAGACAUGCUUUGGACUGAAAAGUAUCAACCUCAGAACUCCAAUGAACUCAUAGGCAAUGAACUAGCUAUAAAAAAGUUACAUAGUUGGUUGAAAGACUGGAAAAGAAGAGCUGAAUGGGAAGAAAGACAAAAUUUGAAGGGAAAAAGAGAUGAGAAGCAAGAAGAUCUGUCAGAGAGAAUAGACUUCAAAGGCAGUUCAGAUGAAGAAGAGAAUCGUCUUUGCAAUACUGUUCUUAUAACAGGGCCAACGGGAGUGGGGAAAACUGCUGCGGUCUAUGCUUGUGCUCAGGAGCUUGGAUUUAAGAUAUUUGAAGUGAAUGCCUCUUCUCAGCGCAGUGGAAGACAAAUUCUGUCUCAACUGAAGGAAGCCACUCAGUCCCAUCAAGUAGACAAGCAAGGUGUAAACUCACAAAAACCUUGUUUUUUUAAUAGCUACAACAUAGGCAAGUCACCAAAAAAAUUAAGUUCCCCAAGGAAAGUUGUUACAUCACCAAGGAAACUUCCUCCACCAUUACCACAAAGUAAUGGAUCAAAGCGAGCACUUCCACCUAAAACUUUGGCAAAUUAUUUUAAAGUGUCUUCCAAGCCAAAAAAUAAUGAAGAACUAGGAGAACUUCUGGAAAACAAUAAAGGAAUCAAAAAUUUUUUUGAACAGAAACAAAUUAUUCAGACUAAAUCUACAAACACAACUAAUUCAAAUGUCAAAGAAUAUGGAGCUGAGGAACCCAACAGGAAAAAUGCAACAUCUCUCAUUCUUUUUGAGGAGGUUGAUGUCAUUUUUGAGGAAGAUGCUGGGUUUUUGAAUGCAAUCAAAACAUUCAUGGCAACAACUAAAAGACCUGUAAUUCUUACUACAAGUGAUCCAACAUUUAGUUUAAUGUUCGAUGGCUGCUUUGAAGAAAUUAAUUUCAAUACUCCUUCGCUGCUAAAUGUUGCCAGCUACCUACAGAUGAUCUGCUUAACUGAGAAUUUUAGAACUGAUGUAAAAGACUUUGUAACAUUGUUAACUGCAAAUACUUGUGAUAUCAGGAAAAGUAUCCUUUACUUACAAUUCUGGAUUAGAAGUGGAGGUGGAUUUUUAGAAGAAAGGCCAUUAUCCUUUUGUCGAGGAAGCAGAAAUGUGCAACUUGUUUGCUCUGAAGAUGGCUCUGAUUCUAAAAAUAACCCUAAAAAUACUAAGAGGACUCCUGUAGACCUUCCCAAAUGUGACACUGGCUGCGUUGAGACCUCGUUUGGCCUUACGAACAUUUUCUCCCCAUCUGAAGACCUGUUUUCAUUUUUGAAGCACAAAACCAGAACAAAGGAAGAAUGGCAUAAACUCAUCCAGCUUCUUACAGAAUUCCAAAUGCGGAAUGUAGAUUUCUUAUAUAGUAAUCUUGAGUUCAUUCUACCAUUACCUGUUAUCAUUUCAGAAACAGAAAACCUUUGUGGUUCAUCAGUAAGUGUGGACACCAGUGCAGCAACAAAAAAUAUGAAAUGUCUUGCUAGGAAACAUUCUGGAGAGAAGCCAUUUAAAAAGUCACAAAAAAAGAAACAUAAGAAAAAGAUGGUAAUUCUAGAUGAUAGUGACUUAUUUGACACCGGAUUGGACUUUUCUGCAUCAUCUUCAAAUUCAGAAGAAAGCAAAACCAAAGAAAGCAAUCCAGAGACAAAGAAACUGAACAAAUGUUUAGAGUCUAACAUUGAAUCUAUUCCUUGUCCUCCUAAAACACCAGCAGAAAAAAAAUGUUCUGCCCUUAUUUCUCACUGUUUAAAUUCUCUCACUGAGUUCAUGGAUAACAUGUCCUUCUUAGAUGCCCUUUUAACUGAUGUAAGGGAACAGAAGGAACUUGGUAAAAAUGACUUUAGUUGGACAAAUGGAAAGGUUAAAAGUGGACUUUGUGAUGAGUUCAGUCUUGAGAACAGUGAUGGAUGGACUUCUCAAAGCUCUGGAGAAUUAAAGGCAGCUGUAGAGGCUCUCAGCUUUACUAAGUGUUCUUCUACUAUUUCCAAAGCAUUGGAAACCUUGAAUUCUUGCAAGAAAUUAGGCAGAGAUCCAACGAAAGACCUUACUUUUAAUGUUUCACAAAAGCGCAACAAUGUAUACUUUAGUCAGUCAGUGGCUAAUUUAGACUGUUCUUGGAAGAGGGUAGCAGUCAUUAAAAGCGUAUUUUCUAGUCGAUCUCUUCUGAACCUGGGUAAUAGACAAGCUAGCAUAAUUGAAUAUUUGCCAACUCUUCGAAACAUUUGUAGGACCGAGAAGCUAAAAGAACAAGGAAAAAGUAAAAGAAGGUUCCUGCAUUAUCUUGAAGGAAUUCACCUUAACAUGUCAAAAGAGGUUGUGAACACUUUGGCAGCUGGCUUCCCUUAAUAUUCUACAUUACCAAUGCCUUGUACAGAUUGUGAUGUGGUCCCUAAGAUACAUUUUUAUAUUGAUUUUCAUGUAAGAGUUUCUCUUAAUGUACAUUUAAAACAGACUGUAUAUUUUUUAUUAGUGUGCAAAUAUUUAAAAUGAAAAAAAUUGUGUUACAAAUUGUAUUUAUGAUGUGGUAGGUUUUUUUUCUGAAUUUUUUGUAUUAUCUGAUUUAGCUUUGUUGGAGUAUUUUUGUGAGUGAGCUGUUUCUAGGAGGUAGAAUUCACCAAGAUAGUUCUAAAGAUGUUUCAGUGUUACACUAAUAAAUAAUUUUCCCCUUUCCUGGGACCUUUUAAUCCACCUAUCUCCAACCAAGUGUCAGUACUCUCAAGUUAAUAUGAAUCUCCUAGGUGAUAACCUUUUUAAUGUUUACACAGUCCAGAAUAACAGAAUUACAUAUAUAAUUCAUAAGAAAACUUCCUGAGAAAUCAUGCUUCAUUUUUUAAAAAGAUCUUCCUGAUAAAUUUUAGCAUGCUCCAACAUAUUUUACCAUUGAAUCAUUAAAUGUUGACUGUGAAAUCAAGAUUACGAAUUGUAGUUUUCAUGUUUUUUACCAACAAGAUAUGUGAUAUCUUGUAUAUUUUGCCAACUUAAAUCACUUGCCUUGUACAUUUUUCUUGUAUUUUUAUAUCAUUGAUGUUUUAUUUCGUAAAGAUAUUAAUGAUGUUAAUAUAUCUUUGGAUAAACUGCUAUUCAUUAAAACCAUAACAAAGGAUUCCACUGAAGGAGAUUAUAUAUAAUAGCCAUUUUCAUUUAAUGUUUUUGGAGAAAGUAUGUAUUUUUAACUAUAAGGUUGUAAAGUACCACAUUUCACUUACAAUAAUUUUUGCAGUUACAUAAUCAGGUGUACCUGAAAAUAGUUUUCUAUUUCAGGUGUUUAUAUUAGCUUAAUAUUGUUAAAUUAUCUGGUAAAUUACAUUUUCACCUCAAAAAGAUCCUGAUUUUGUACUGCUGAAAAAUAUAGAUGAUACCUGCUUAAAAUGUA